CAUUGCCGAUAGCGCGCACGCAAACAUGGUGAACAUUCCUAAAACCCGCCAGACUUUCUGUAAGAAAUGUGGAAAGCACCAACCCCACAAAGUGACACAGUACAAGAAGGGCAAGGAUUCUCUGUAUGCCCAGGGAAGGCGGCGCUAUGAUGGGAAGCAGAGUGGCUAUGGUGGGCAGACUAAGCCGAUUUUCUGGAAAAAGGCUAAAACUACAAAGAAAAUUGUGCUGAGGCUUGAGUGUGUCGAGCCCAACUGCAGAUCUAAGAGAAUGCUGGCUAUUAAGAGAUGCAAGCAUUUUGAACUGGGAGGAGAUAAGAAGAGAAAGGGCCAAGUGAUCCAGUUCUAACCGUCUUUUAUUUAUUAUGAAGACAAUAAAAUCUUGAUGUUAUGUUAAAAAAAAAAA
Molecule: messenger RNA, 403 nt
Organism: Microcebus murinus (gray mouse lemur)
Lineage: Eukaryota; Metazoa; Chordata; Mammalia; Primates; Cheirogaleidae
Product: ribosomal protein eL42-like
Biological process (GO): translation
Cellular component (GO): ribosome
Molecular function (GO): structural constituent of ribosome
Source: RefSeq, a predicted model, not a curated record